ACAACACCGCUUCCUCGUUCCAUUGCUACUUGGAUAUACGUUUCCAACCAUGGCGACUCCAGCGACGCCCACUACUGAGUCCAAUGGCUCAAACACUCGCCCCCAGACGCCCAGCGUUAGCGGCCUGGCCCUGACCGAGUACACCGCGAAUCCCUCACCACCGCACUCGAACGCUGAAUCCGUACCGUCAUUCAACAUUCCAGACCACUUCUUGCUCCCUAGCGGCUACCCAGAUUACCUGCGACUUAUCCUGACCUCGCGCGUCUACGAAGUUGUGAAGGAGACGCCUCUCACACAUGCUGUUAACCUUAGCAACCGGUUAGAAUGUAAGGUGCUGCUGAAGCGCGAGGAUCUCCAGCCAGUCUUCAGCUUCAAGUUGAGAGGAGCGUACAACAAGAUGGCACACCUCGACCAGAAGGAGAGCUUCAAGGGCGUUGUCGCAUGUUCGGCCGGAAACCAUGCGCAAGGCGUCGCCUACUCUGCCCGGAAACUCAGAAUACCUGCAACCAUCGUCAUGCCUUCCGGCACUCCCGACAUCAAGCAUAAGAACGUUUCUCGGAUGGGUGGUCAUGUCGUGUUGCAUGGUCCAGACUUCGAUUCCGCGAAGGAGGAGGCACACAGGCUGGAGAAGGUGCAUGGCUUGACCAACAUUCCUCCCUUUGACGAUCCGUACGUUAUAGCCGGCCAGGGCACCAUUGGAAUGGAGCUGCUGCGCCAGACCAACCUGCAGGAGCUGGAAGCUGUCUUCUGUUGCGUCGGUGGUGGUGGCCUCAUUGCGGGUGUCGGUGUCUACAUCAAGCGCAUUGCGCCGCAUGUCAAGGUCAUUGGUGUCGAGACCUACGACGCGAACGCGAUGGUGCAGUCACUGAAGGAGAAGAGGCGGGUACUGCUCAAGGAUGUCGGUCUUUUCGCCGACGGUGCGGCCGUCAAGACUGUUGGUGAGGAGACUUUCCGUAUCUGCACGGAGGUCAUCGACGAUGUCAUCCAGGUCACCACCGACGAGACUUGUGCCGCCAUCAAGGACGUUUUCGAGGACACUCGCUCCAUCGUCGAGCCUGCGGGCGCACUUGCGCUUGCUGGUCUCAAGAAGUAUGUUGCGUCCAACCCCUCACCCAACACCAACCGCGGCCUUGUCGCUGUUGCCUCGGGCGCAAACAUGAACUUCGACCGUCUCCGGUUCGUCGCAGAGCGCGCGGCGCUGGGUGAGAGGAGGGAGGCUCUGCUCACCGUCGUCAUUCCCGAGCAACCUGGUGCUUUCGCGAAGCUCAUCUCUGCCGUCCACCCAAUGGCCGUGACGGAAUUCGCCUACCGCUACCACAGCCCUACCCACGCAAACAUCUUGAUAGGGGUUGCGCUCAGCCCGAUGUCCCGCGAGCGGGACCUGGCAGAUCUGUUGGCGCGGUUGGAGAAGGAUGGUAUGCAGGCGAACGACCUGUCCGGCGACGAGCUGGCCAAGAGCCACGUCCGGUACCUUGUCGGCGGACGCUCAGGCGCCGUUGCGGACGAGCGGUUGUUUGCUUUCGAGUUCCCCGAGAGGGGCGGCGCGCUGUACAAGUUCUUGACGGAGCUUCAGCCCGACAUGAACAUCUCGCUCUUCCAUUACCGCAACCACGGCGGUGACGUGGCCAAGAUCCUGGCGGGUAUCCAGUGCCCGGCGGGCAAGGAAGAUGAGCUCAGGGAGUUCCUUGCGCGUAUCAAGUACCCAUUUGUUGAGGAGACGGACAACCCCAUUUACAAGACUUUCUUGCGCGAAUAGAUACGCGGAUACAAUAGAGCGGAGCGGCGUGAGGAGUGUGGAAAGAAAAGGCAUUUGGUUUAGAUCUGGAUACCGGGUAGCGUACCUGUAGGAGUAGUGUACUGACACUUGGAUGUGGUUUCUCGGUAUGUAUAGAACUUUUAUGUAUCUCUAGGUGUUGGAUAUUUCGGCAAGGCUUUUUGAAUACAAGAGUG
This is a messenger RNA of Aplosporella prunicola CBS 121167, 1950 nucleotides long. RefSeq lists its product as uncharacterized. Lineage: Eukaryota; Fungi; Ascomycota; Dothideomycetes; Botryosphaeriales; Aplosporellaceae. Gene Ontology annotation, molecular function: threonine deaminase activity; pyridoxal phosphate binding. The coding region runs from base 50 to 1756 and encodes 568 amino acids. Gene Ontology annotation, biological process: L-threonine catabolic process. The transcript has 3 exons. The record is from RefSeq and is a predicted model, not a curated record.